Molecule: messenger RNA, 1317 nt
Organism: Lichtheimia ornata
Lineage: Eukaryota; Fungi; Mucoromycota; Mucoromycetes; Mucorales; Lichtheimiaceae
Exons: 7
Coding region: 1-1317 (438 amino acids)
Biological process (GO): succinyl-CoA metabolic process; tricarboxylic acid cycle
Cellular component (GO): mitochondrion; succinate-CoA ligase complex
Molecular function (GO): metal ion binding; succinate-CoA ligase (ADP-forming) activity; ATP binding
Source: RefSeq, a predicted model, not a curated record
AUGUUCCGUUCAUUCCGCUCCGCAUCUGCACUAGCCGCACGCGCCACCAUGGUUGCGCGUGUCCCUGUCCAGCAGCAGCAAAAACGUUUCCUCAACAUCCAUGAAUAUCUCUCAGUGGAUCUCUUGCGUAAAUAUGGUGUCAACGCGCCUCGUGGUCAUGUUGCAAAGACUCCUGAAGAGGCUCUUGAUAUCGCAAAACGCCUUGGGUCUGAUGAUUUGGUAAUCAAGGCACAAGUACUCGCUGGUGGUCGUGGCAAGGGUACAUUUGACAAUGGCUUCAAAGGUGGCGUCAAGACCUUCUCCACGCCUGAGGAAGGCAAAGCAUUGGCUGAGAAGAUGCUGGGUCACAAGCUCAUCACCAAGCAAACCGGUGCUGCUGGCAAGCCAUGCAAUGCCGUUUACAUUUGUGAACGCAAAUACGCACGCAACGAGUACUAUUUCGCCAUUCUGAUGGAUCGCAAGGCUGCUGGUCCAGUGAUUGUCGCUUCUUCUGAAGGUGGUGUUGAUAUUGAAACAGUGGCCAAAGAGAACCCUGAUGCCAUCAUCACGCUCAAUGUGGAUAUCAAAAAAGGAUUGACCCAAGACCAAGCCAAGGAUCUGGCCACUCGUAUGGGAUUUAGUUCUGUGGCUAUUGACAGUGCAGCUGAGACCUUUGUCAACUUGUACAAGCUGUUUAUCGAGAAGGAUGCCACACAAGUGGAAGUAAACCCACUUGUACAGAGUUCGGAUAAUCAAGUACUUUGUAUGGAUGCCAAGCUCAACUUUGACGACAAUGCCGAGUUUAGACAACAAGAUAUCUUUGCCCUUCGAGAUUUCACUCAAGAGGAUUCGCGUGAAACGGCUGCUGCCAAGUAUCAUCUCAACUACAUUGGCUUGGAUGGACACAUUGGUUGCUUAGUCAAUGGUGCUGGUCUUGCUAUGGCAACGAUGGAUAUCAUUCAAUUGCACGGUGGUAAACCUGCCAACUUUUUGGAUGUCGGUGGAGCUGCUACCCCUGAAACGGUCAAGGCUGCAUUCGAAAUCAUCACAUCGGAUCCCCAGGUGACAUCUGCCUUUGUCAACAUCUUUGGUGGUAUCAUGCGCUGUGACAUUAUCGCCCAAGGCAUCAUUGCUGCUGCUAAAGAACUCGACAUGAAGAUCCCACUGGUGGUGCGAUUACAGGGUACUAAGGUUGAGGAGGCUAAAAAAUUGAUUGCCGAUUCAGGUCUCAAGAUUUACGCUAACGACGACCUUGAUGCUGCUGCCAAAAAAGUGGUCAAGUUUUCUGAUAUUGUCAAGACUGCCAAGGAAGCCGAUAUCAAUGUCACCUUCCAAUAG